Cryphonectria parasitica EP155 is the source of this 438-nucleotide messenger RNA. RefSeq lists its product as uncharacterized. The annotation marks the transcript as partial. Lineage: Eukaryota; Fungi; Ascomycota; Sordariomycetes; Diaporthales; Cryphonectriaceae. The transcript has 2 exons. The record is from RefSeq and is a predicted model, not a curated record.
UACACACCGGCUUAUCCGGCCAAUAUGUCCGUUGAUGCGGGCGUUCAAGAGUUUAUUACUACAUUCUACAGCGUCUCCGACACACCAGGGAAGAACCAGGAAUGGGUUGAGUUUUUCCAAGAUGGUGCCACGCUUGUGAUGGAGAAAAAGGAGGUUACUGGUAAAAAUGAUAUUUUCAAGGUCCGCGAGGGCAUGUGGGAGAAGGUUGCGGCCAGAAAACACACCGUCUUCAAGGUGUUCCCGGCCUCCUUCGCGGCUGGGUCUGCAGAGGGGGACGAGGUUGAGCUGAUGCUGUAUGGGAAUGUGGUGUAUAGGCUGAAGGGAAGGGAAACGGAGGAGAAGGAUGCUGUGGACUGGGCUGGCUAUGCGAAGCUUGUUAGGACAGAGGAGGAUAAGAAGUGGAAGUUUGCAUAUUACAGGGUGUAUAUUCAGAGGUGA